AUGUGGGCAGAUCAAGUACAGACUUCAGAUCCAAGAAUUGCCAAGUUAAAGAGAGAAGAAAAGGCUGCAAAAGAGGCAAAAAAGAAAGAGAAAGAGAAGGCUGCUAGAAAAGCUGAGGAGGAGGCAAAAAAGGCUGCCGAAGAGACACAAAGGAUAAAAGAGCAAAAAGAGGCUGAAGCCAAGCAGAAGCAACUUGAAGAAAAGAAGGUCAAAGAAGCAAAAAGGAAAGCGAUACGUACUGAACGAAAGAGCAUCAGAAACUAUGUCAAGAGUAAUAACUAUUUCCAUCCUGAUUCAACAACAUUAUCGGCUGAGCUACUAGCAACUCAGAUAUCUGAGCUGGACUCAAUACUCGAGAAUCUUUCAUUGGAGGAGUCACAAUCGUUAAGAAAACGACUAGACGCCUCCGCUAAUCGCGAAUCAGCCAAGACUGUGUUGAAGGAUGAAGCGGCAAGAUUAAUUGAAAAGGGUGUGUUGAGAUCGGAAACAAUUAAGCACUACGGGCCUGACGUGGCCGUGAAAUCUACAGCAGAAGUACAAAAGAUAGCAGCUUUCAUCAAAGCAGCAAAUAAAUUUCGACCUGGAGUUGCCAAUAGAUGGAGUCAAAUAAGUGAAUACGUUGCGCAACAUUCUGGCAACCCACCCCGAACAAGCGAAGAAUUAAUCAAAAAAUCGAAGGAAGUUCAAAGAGGUGCCAUUGCCUUGGAUGAGGAGGAUGUACGCAAAUUACAACUUUUGAAAAAGCACUCCGACACCCGUAUUACUGAGGAACCUUCUAUACGAGAGGCGACUAUUAACUAUGACGAUCCGACUCGCCUGACUACGGAGACUAAAACCAUAACUUCCGAGUCUUCGAAAGCAAAAUCUCCUUCAUCAGACAAGCCAACUUGUAAGAAAAAUAAUGCAGCUGAUAACACUAUAGACAAUGCAGCUAAUAAUACAAAAGAUGCUGCUGGAAGUGCAUCGGAUGCAUCUAAUCAAUCUUGGUCGGCAAGUCAACAGACACAGCUGGAACGCGCCUUGCAAGAAUAUCCUAAAAAUUACAAGGGUACUGCAGAUCGAUGGGAUUUGAUUGCGGCUGCUGUCGAAGGAAAAACAAAGAAAGAAUGUAGGGCAAGAGUCAAGUAUCUUGUUGAACAAGUUAAAGCGGCUAAAAGAGUAUCUAAAUAA
Molecule: messenger RNA, 1170 nt
Organism: Paraglomus brasilianum
Lineage: Eukaryota; Fungi; Glomeromycota; Glomeromycetes; Paraglomerales; Paraglomeraceae
Source: the annotation of a GenBank genome assembly